Messenger RNA from Manis javanica (Malayan pangolin), 6986 nucleotides. It is a transcript of the gene DSG1, whose product is annotated as desmoglein 1. Gene Ontology annotation, biological process: homophilic cell-cell adhesion. Gene Ontology annotation, molecular function: gamma-catenin binding; calcium ion binding. NCBI's taxonomy places the organism in Eukaryota, Metazoa, Chordata, Mammalia, Pholidota, Manidae. The record is from RefSeq and is a predicted model, not a curated record. Gene Ontology annotation, cellular component: plasma membrane; desmosome.
GGGAUUUAGACUGGUUAUACGUACCUUCAGUCCCGCGCCCAGUCAAGGCAGAAACACCUCAAAGCCUGCAUGUAGGAACAUCUACUGAAAUUAUUUUAAUCUGACACCAGCUGAGUGGGGGAAAGAAAAAGAACAGAGAAGAAGAAACAGAACUCCCUUGGUCUUGGAUGUAAGAGAACCGGCAACAAUGGACCGGCACGUCAGAACAGCUGUGGUGCUGUUCGUUUUUCUGGUGGUGGUGGAAGUUAACAGUGAAUUUCGAAUCCAGGUAAGAGAUUAUAACACCAACAAUGGAACCAUCAAGUGGCAUUCCAUCAGGAGGCAGAAACGCGAAUGGAUCAAGUUCGCCGCAGCCUGCCGGGAGGGCGAGGACAACUCCAAGAGGAACCCCAUUGCCAAAAUUCACUCUGACUGUGCCGCAAACCAGCAGGUUACCUACCGCAUCUCUGGAGUAGGAAUUGACCAACCACCUUAUGGAAUCUUCAUUAUUAAUCAGAAAACUGGUGAAAUUAAUAUAACAUCCAUAGUUGAUCGAGAGGUCACCCCUUUUUUCAUUAUCUAUUGCCGGGCUCUGAAUUCACUGGGCCAAGAUUUAGAGAGGAUUCUUGAGCUCAGAGUCAGGGUUUUGGAUAUAAAUGAUAACCCUCCAGUGUUUUCUAUGUCUACUUUCAUAGGACAAAUAGAAGAAAAUUCUAAUGCAAAUACACUGGUGAUGACUCUCAAUGCUACCGAUGCCGAUGAACCAAACAAUUUGAACUCAAAGAUCGCCUUCAAGAUCAUAAGACAGGAACCUUUGGAUUCACCAAUGUUUAUUAUCAACAGAUACACUGGAGAAAUACGGACAAUGAAUAAUUUUCUAGACCGAGAGCAAUACAGCCAGUAUUCUCUUGCUGUAAGAGGCUCUGACCGAGAUGGCGGGGCAGAUGGCAUGUCAGCAGAGUGUGAAUGCAGCAUUAAAAUCCUCGAUGUCAACGACAACAUCCCAUACAUGGAACAGUCUUCAUAUAAAAUAACUAUCAAAGAAAAUACUCUUGAUUCAAACUUGGUCCAGAUUAGAGUAAUCGAUUUGGACGAGGAGUUCUCAGCAAACUGGAUUGCAGUAAUUUUCUUUAUCUCUGGAAAUGAAGGAAAUUGGUUUGAGAUAGAAAUGGAUGAAAGAACAAAUGUGGGAAUUUUAAAGGUGGUUAAGCCCCUGGAUUAUGAAGCUAUGCAGAAUCUGCAGCUUAGUAUUGCUGUUAGAAAUAAGGCUGAAUUUCAUCAGUCAGUUAUGUCUCAGUAUAAACUCACAGCAACUACAGUCUCUGUGCAGGUAGAGAAUGUAGUUGAAGGCUCAGUGUUCCGACCAGGUUCAAAGACGUACGUAGUGAAUAAUAAUAUGGGAGCAAAUUAUAAAGUGGGAGAAUUUAUAGCUACUGAUCUGGACACAGGCCUGCCUUCAACAACUGUUAGAUACAUAAUGGGGAGUAAUCCAACUGGUCUGCUCGCUAUUGACCAAAGAACAGGCAUAAUUACUUUGAGAAAUAGAGUUACCAUGGAGCAAUAUGAGAUGCUUGGGGGAAGAUACCAAGGAACGAUUCUAUCUAUAGAUGAUGUUCUUCAAAGGACUUGUACUGGAACAAUUGUUAUUGUCCUUCAAGGCUUUACGUGGCCUAUUACUGGAGGUACCACAGUUUCCGGAGGUAGUACCACUCGUGGAACAGAAAUAAUUUCCACUGAAACUGGCUUUUCCACCAACACACUGGACUUCACCAGUGCAGUCGUAUAUACUGGAAGUGACUAUUUCCCAGACAAUAUCCAUUUUGGUCCUGCUGGCAUCGGGCUGCUCAUCAUGGGGUUCCUAGUGCUGGGACUGGUCCCAUUUCUGCUGAUCUGCUGCGACUGUGGAGGCGCCCCCGGCGGUGGAGCCGGCUUUGAGCCUGUUCCAGAAUGUUCAGAGGGAGCGAUUCAGCCUUGGGCGGUAGAAGGGCCACAGCCUGAGCUCGCCGAUAUGACCACCGUCUGUGUACCACUACCCAAUAAUGCACAUAUCAUGGAAGGCAUCGACCACUCAGGAGUCUACACAAACGAGUACGGUGGCAGAGAAAUGCAUGAGCUGGGAGGAGUAGAAAGGACGACAGGGUUUGAAUUAAUAGAUGGAGUUAAGACAUCAGGAGCCUCUGAGAUACGUCCAGAAUAUCCUGGAACAUUAAGAAGAAAUUCCAUGAGGGAAUGUAGAGAAGGGGGUCUGAACAUGAACUUCAUGGAAAGUUACUUCUGUCAGAAAGCAUAUGCUUAUGCUGACGAGGAUGAAGGGCGCCCAUCCAAUGACUGUUUGCUUAUCUACGAUAUCGAAGGUGUGGGCUCCCCUGCCGGCUCUGUAGGCUGCUGCAGCUUCAUUGGAGAAGACUUGGACGACAGCUUCUUGGACACCCUGGGGCCUAAAUUUAAGAAGUUGGCAGAUAUCAGCCUGGGAAAAGAAGUGGAGCUGUACCCCGACCCUGACCCCUGUUGGCCACCAGACGGUGCUGAGCCCAUCUGCCCCCAGCAAAGCGCAGAGCCCCUCGUGUGUGGGUACCCGCCCAUGGCCCCGCCCUUCGGCACUACCUCAGUCAUUUCCGAGGGUGUCUGCCCCUCAGGACCCGGUGUGCAGCAUCCCAUGCCUAUUCCUGACCCUCUGGGCUACGGUAAUGUCACGGUGACCGAGUCUUACACCACCUCUGGCACUCUGAAGCCCUCUGUCCACAUCCACGACACCCGACAGGCAUCAAACGUGCUGGUGACGGAGAGGGUGGUCGGUCCCAUCUCCGGCGCCAACUUGCAUGGCAUGUUAGAGAUGCCUGACCUGAGAGAUGGGGCAAACGUUAUAGUGACAGAGAGGGUGAUAGCACCGGGUUCCUGUCUGCCCACCUCUCUGACCAUCCCCGAUUCCAGAGAGCAGUCAAACGUGGUUGUAACAGAAAGAGUGAUCCGACCAACCCCCGGGGUGGCGGGCGGUCUGAGUGUGCCCCCCGAGCUAGCAAACGCCCAAAAUGUCAUUGUAACAGAGAGAGUUGUCUCUGGCUCUGGCAGAGCUGCGCUCGGCGGAGGCAGCAGCCUGGUCUGCGGCGCAGCGGGAGCAGGUGGCGGCGGCAGUGGGCUGAGCAGCCUGGGCGGGGGCUUGGGUGUCAGCAUGGGAGGGACGGCCACCAUAGGCCACACGAGGAGUUCCUCCGAGCAGCAGUUCAGCCAGACCCUCGGGUCCGCCUCACCGGGCAUGGCCCGGAGUCGGAUCACAAAGUACAGCACUGUACAGUACACCAAGUAGCAGGGGCCCAGCAUGCUUUUUUCAGCAAUUGUGAUUUCGGUCCACUUCCCACCACCAAAAACUAACCAUGUGAUUCAUGACACACAGCUCAGUGCUAAGACAAUCGUGGAGCACAGUGAGAGACCACAAGGAGAAAAAUAGAUGGAAAUGGUGCUGUGGGCCGCAGCUCUCCUUAGCAUUCAUAGACCCUUUUCUUAUUAAUACUAAUGGAAUCGCAACAGUGAACUAAAACUUAGGCUUCUGUGUGCCUGUAUGGCCUGGAGGUUCUUUGCUUCUGUAUGGCCAAUGGUGUAUUUCCAGCACGUGUAGUAAAUAAAACUUGGUCAUGGAAAGCACUGGCCUUAAGAUGGCAAUUGGCAUAAUUCUCCUUGCUCUGUUUCGAUGUGCCGUGUAACACAGGCAAUACUCACAAAGAAUUGAACAUGUAAUACCUGCUCAUGUGUGUGGGAAGAAUUUGAAAUAUGUGCCAAAUGCCCCAUUUCACAGAUAAUAUAAAUAAAAAUCCAACCAUAUAUUCAGACCAGGGUUUACUACUAAAGAAGAAAACCCAGGUAUAUGGCCAUGUCCACUUGCCACCAACCCCUCCUGUUCUGGCAAAUUAUGAAAUGAUUCAUGGGAGGGAAAUCCCACCAGAAAGUGGCAACAGGGAGAGAUUCGCAAUGUCCAAGCCUCAAUCUUGAAAUGGGGCUUCAACUAAAAUUCCUGAAGAGUCAAGGACUUUUCUGAUUCUACUUUCAUUUACUGGUAGAUGCAAUAUUCCGUAUUGGACACGGGUCAGGCUGCAAGAAUCACAUUCAUUUCUCCCUUUGACACAGUGGCUCUGACUUAAUAAAAGAAAAUAUGUCAAAGUGUACUUCUCAGAUUGAAGCAAGGAACACGUGACACAGUUGUCAUCCCUCGUGGUGAAUUACUUUCUGGGAAGCAGAUGGCAACUGCAUUGUAUUUUCAGGUUGAGUUUUUUAGUAAGUGUCAUUCAUUAAUCUCCAGCUGCUUAUUGUCCAUCUCCUAAGUAAAAAGAAUUUACUUAAGCUGAGCUGUGAAAAAAUAAGCCUGCAGUAUGGUUAAGCUUUGGGAGAAUAUUUUUAAGGGGAUCUAAAAAGAGUUUUUAGAACGUGUAAAAUGUUUAAUGGGAACAGUUAGAAUUGUUCAGUAAAGUAAUAUACCAUACUAUUAGUUUUACUCGAGUUCAGUACUUUUUAAAACAACCCUCUGCUGCUAUUUUGAAGGGAUCAACUCGCAACUUUUAACAAAGUUGAUGAUACUGUGUUAACACAAAUGAAACCAUACUAGAAAACCCCAUUUCCUUAUUCUAUCCCACUCCCUAAUGAACUUUCUCACUAGCAUAAAUUUUACAUUUUUGAUUUUAUUUGUCCAUAAGCUCUCAGCUCAUAUAUGCUCCAAUUUGUAGACAGUUUCCAAAUUAUAUAGAACAAUAUAUUUUUCUAGCUACAAAAUUUAGUAAUGUACUAUUGAUGGUAUGUCAUUUCUGUGUGUUUGCUAUAUAGUUAAAAAUGGUUAAAAUCCCUGAAUAGAACCAAAGCAUUAUUAAACUAGAGGUAAAUUUACUAUUGCAUGGUAGAGGAAUUUUUUUCUCUUUUCCAAAUUCAUUGAUAAUAUGAGCUCAGUGAAGUGAAACUGGAUAUGACAAAUCUCUUAAGGAUUACUCUCUCCAAUUACUCAAAUUUCCCAGGGUGUUACAAGAUCAAAGACUAGUUAUUUAACCUCCAACACUUGUCAAAGUGGGAUAGGAAGUGAAUUAUUUUAUCUAGAGCUAUUUUGUUCAGUGUUAAAGCUGAUGUCAAUAUUUUCAAAGCCACAAGAGAUAUCUUAUUUUAACUCUGUGGGCUAUAUAAAAUCUUGAUAGUAUGAUGCCAAAAUGCGGAGGUAUAAAUAAAGUCAUAAAUGGGAGUCUUUUAUUUCUUUCUCCCAUUUUGGGGAUUCCAGUAAUGAUGGGUAAUAUUCCUAAAAACAAAGUCAAAAGGUACAUACUGAAAUACACUUGAGUAGCCUGGGUCCAGGAGAUUGAAGGAAUAAUUAAUUAUUAGCCAAUUAAUUAAAAGGUACCUGAGUGGUAUCUGACCACAAUUGGAUUACUUGUCACUUUGAUGUGACAUAUCAUCAGAAGUGUUUUCUUAAGACUCUCAAUAUCUUCCAGAAAUAUUUUUUAGGUUGUCUAAUAAAUGCCGGAGUGACAGUCUUUAAUAACCAUGGUUAUUAAGAUCCAUUAGUCACAUAAAGCCUUGGGAGACAAAAGAAAAACAUGUCAGUAUUAGUUACCAAUAUUUCUAAAAAUUUCAAAUCAUUUUUUUUCAGGAUUACACACUGAUAUUCUCUUUAUUCUAACUCUUUAUAACUCUAAUUCUUAAAAUUACCUUUUUAAAGACAUUAACUGUUCUAACAGUCAUUUAAAGGCAUUUUUUUUUUUCAAUGAAUAGCCUUUGGGCACAACUCAAGUCUUCUCUUUAGAUGCUUUAACUCAAAGACUUUAGGUCAUCCCAUAGACCGAAGAUAUUGAAAUUAUUUUAUAAGUGAAUAGUUAUAAUUGAAAUCUAUAUUGCAAGCUGAAUCUCAGAUCCACUUGCUCUUAAAAAAGAGAGAAGGAAGAAAGAGCAAUUUAAAUGUUAUGUAUAUAUACUUUAAAAACAAAGUCUUUGAUGUUUAUAAGACCUCUGACUUUCUAGAGCAGUGGUGAUUAGGGGCAAAAAUUAGUGUAUGUUAAUACUUCCUUUGUUAUUUAAUAUCAACCAAAAUACCAUCCUGAGCUAAUUUUGACAUUGAAUUCCAGAUAAAUCCACUACACAUUAUUAGUCUCUAUGUAUGUUGCCUGAUUUAACUGUAUUUGCACUGAAAAAUUUACAGAAAAAUUUCUCUCUGGGGUCAUUUAUAGGGCUUCAUUGUUCUGCAUUUGUGUAUCAAAUUUUUAACAUCAUAAUCUUCAGUCGAUGUAAUGUUCUGACAGAAUUUUAAUUAAAUAGUUUCAAGAAUUACAUGUCCACUCAAACUGGAUGUUCUAGUUAUAUACAUAAUUCAUUUCUGAGUUUAUACAAACAUUUGAAUGUCAACCAGGAUAUAACAGAUGUGACACCCUUUGACUUCACUAGGAGUCCAAAGAUAGUGCAAUCAUUGGCUAAAAUGGCCACGGCUACUCAGAAAAGACAUUUGAAACCAAAAACAACUCUUAAAAGUACUAGCUGCAUUCUUUUGUGCCUAUGUAAUAAAUCCCAACCUUUUGUGAGAUUUCUGGUAUUUUCUAAGACCCCCUUCACACUGCACUAGGACACAGCAGUCCACAUAGGUUACAAAUACCCAUGAGAGAAACUCUGCCUUCCAGUUCUAGAUGAUUCAAUUCAUGCUAGGACAAAAUGAAUCAAUCAACCUAUUAGCCAUCAAAUAUUUUUCAAACAAUGAAUAAUUUAUUGUUUAGUUGUUUAUAUUCCCUCCAUUUUGGUGUAUGUGAAUUACUAAACACUUUAUCAUCAAACUGUACUGAGUCUAACUUAUUUUUCUUUUGCUAUUUUACAAGUUUUUCUUUAAUCUACUAUUCGUCUUUGGCGAGGUUUAAAACAAGGUGCCUUCCCAUCUCAACAUAAAUGUUCUUGGAUUAUUUGGGUACUAGUUACUGCUUGAUCAUCUGUUGGCUAUUUUAAGUCUGUAAUUUCCAAAGAGUUAUGUUUACAGCAAUAAAAUUAUUGGUAUGCCUCCA